CCAUUCUAAGAACAGUAAAUCUCGUUUAACGAGUUUGCAGAUGUGAUAAGACCAGAAUAUAAAUUGCAAACUCUACUGCGCUUCAAAACAGAAGUCUGUCAAUACAGGAAGGAUGAAGACACUUUUGGUUUUGUUAGUGUUUUUAUUUGUUUCCAUUGUUGCCGCAUUUGCUCAACAUGCGCCUAUCGUUCACACGGCUCAAGGGAAGCUUAGGGGGAAAAUAGUAAAAUCUUGGACUGGGAAACCGAUAUUAUCAUUUAUUGGAGUGCGAUUUGCUGAACCCCCAACUGGAAGUAACCGACUAAAGGACCCUGUACCAGUGAGACCCUGGCCCCAAAUAAAGGAUGCAAUGGAAGACGGACCUCUCUGUCUACAGCCUGGAUUGCCAGCUGAGCUGCCCUCAUCUGAGGACUGCCUCUUCCUCAACGUCCACACCAAGACUUUGAGAGGAAAGCAACCAGUGAUGAUAUAUUUCCACCCUGGAGGGUUUGUUGGGGGGACCGGCAACAACAACUACACAGGACCUCAAUACCUCUUAGACAAGGAUAUUGUUCUAGUGUCUUCUAAUUAUAGACUGGGACCACUAGGAUUCUACAGCACUGGCGAUGAAGUAAUCCCAGGAAACUUCGGUCUUAAGGAUCAGCUUCUUGUUAUGAAAUGGGUAAAAGAGAACAUUAAGCAUUUUGGAGGAGACCCUGACUCAGUGACAUUGUUUGGCUACAGCGCUGGUGCAGGCAGUGUGCAACUGCACAUGCUCUCACCUCUCUCUAGAGGUUUGUUUCAUCGAGCCAUUUCCUCUAGCUGCAGUGCUACCACUCCAGCAGUACUAAACAGAUAUCCCAUUCCUCUCUCAAGAAGGUUUGCCAAACUGCUCAACUGUCCCAUCGGGAACUCCCAGCAGAUUCAAGAGUGUAUACAAAGACUACCUGCAAACGAUAUUAUUGCAGCAACCUCAAAAAUAUGGGAUACCCUGCAGCCUCCAUUUUCCUUAUUUGCACCGGUUGUAGAGAAGCACAAAGGAAAUAACUCCUUCCUGACAGAAGAUCCGAUUGAAUUGAUAAGAACCAAGCAGUUCACUCAAGUGCCACUUAUAACCGGUUUUACAAGAGAUGAGUUUAACUGGAGAGCACAAUACUUGCUAACCAACGAGACGUAUGUACAUCGUAUUAAUACAGAGUUUGAUGAUAUUGCACCAUGGGAGUUUCACUAUCCGAGGCAACCUCGUAUAGUGUCUAAACAUAUCAGUGAUGCUUUCAAAGACUUCUACUUCCAUAAUCAGCCAAUUGGGAACCACAGUGAGAAGGAACUGGGGGAGCUGUAUGCUGAUUCAUUGAUAAUCUUCUCUGUUUACCAAGCUGGGAAACUUAUAGCAGAAAAAAGUUCAGCACCAGUUUACUUCUAUUUGUUUGAUUUUGAUGGAAGAUAUAGUUAUAGAUACAAAUUAGGCACCAACAUUCCUUAUGGAGUAGGACACCACGAUGACUUGUUGUACCUCUUCUUCAGUGCAAACAGAUCACCACUUUUCAAUCAGACAGAUCCUGAAGCUUACAUGGUCCGUACCUUGACAUCCAUCUACACAGACUUUGCUAAGACUGGAACACCAUCACUUUCUGAAACUAGUGAUACAUGGCAACCAAUGGCCCAGGGUCAUCUUCAGUUUCUGAGGCUUAAAAACCCUCCUAAAAUGGAGGAAGGACUUCCCUACCCUCAGAGAAUGCAUGUUUGGGAGUCAGAGUUGCCUCUUAAUGGACCCCACAGACAACUGCUCUACUAAAAUAUUAAGCUUUUCCUGUGAUGAUUUAAUCAUAAAUUUUGCAAUAUGUGUUAUAAACCAUAUUUUUUUCAAUUUUUGUAAAGAGAAUAUACCAACACAGUUUUGUGAC
Macrosteles quadrilineatus (aster leafhopper) is the source of this 1883-nucleotide messenger RNA. RefSeq names its product esterase FE4-like. Lineage: Eukaryota; Metazoa; Arthropoda; Insecta; Hemiptera; Cicadellidae. The transcript is spliced from 11 exons. The record is from RefSeq and is a predicted model, not a curated record. The coding region runs from base 113 to 1774 and encodes 553 amino acids.